This is a messenger RNA of Erythranthe guttata (spotted monkey flower), 1083 nucleotides long. RefSeq names its product vesicle transport v-SNARE 13. The record is from RefSeq and is a predicted model, not a curated record. Lineage: Eukaryota; Viridiplantae; Streptophyta; Magnoliopsida; Lamiales; Phrymaceae. Gene Ontology annotation, biological process: vesicle fusion; vesicle-mediated transport; intracellular protein transport. Gene Ontology annotation, cellular component: endoplasmic reticulum membrane; SNARE complex; Golgi apparatus. Gene Ontology annotation, molecular function: SNARE binding; SNAP receptor activity.
CUUAUUUCUGCAAUUGAAUUUCUGUUCUCUUUAAUUCAUGUCUUAACUUCUAAGUUUUACCCCCCAAAUGCAAUUUGCUUUAAUCGUUCCUUCCAGAUUAUUCGAUCAACGCUCAGCAUUUUCCGUCGCUGUUUCACCGAUCGAUCUCCGGCCAGUUUUCCGGCAGCGAUCCAGAUCAACCCUAAGGCACUUUUUUUCCGGCGAGGAGAGGAGGCAAAAAGAUGAGUCAAGUAUUCGAAGGUUACGAACGCCAAUACUGUGAGCUAUCUGCUAAUCUUUCCAAAAAGGUUACUUCAGCUAGUCUCCUUGAUGGCGAACAGAAGAAACAGAAAGUAUCUGAAAUCCAAGGAGGAUUGGAAGAUGCCGAGGCACUGAUACGUAAAAUGGAUCUAGAGGCUAGAAGUUUGCCACCAAGUGUAAAAGCUUCACUUCUUGCCAAGUUGAGAGAAUAUAAAACAGAUUUGAACAAUUUGAAAGCCGAAGUGAAGAGAAUCACAUCAACGAAUACCAAUCAAGCGGCACGAGAUGAGUUGAUGGAGUCGGGAAUGGCGAAUACGCUGACGGCAUCAGCGGAUCAAAGAGGAAGGUUGAUGAUGUCAACAGAGAGAAUAAAUAAGUCGAGUGAUAGGAUAAAGGAAAGUCGAAAAACAAUGCUGGAAACCGAAGAGCUUGGAGUCUCUAUUCUUCAAGAUUUGCACCAGCAACGUCAAUCACUCUUGCAUGCACACAGCACACUUCAUGGGGUGGAUGACAACAUUAGCCGAAGCAAAAAAAUUCUGACAAACAUGUCCAGAAGAAUGAGCAGGAACAAGUGGAUAAUCGGCUCCGUUAUAACUGUCCUAGUUAUAGCGAUUCUCCUCAUUCUUUACUUCAAGCUUACCCAUUAACUUACCAGGUUUGAUUGUUGUAAUCCUUUUUUUUGAACGUGCAUGUUUUCUGAACAGUAUUUGGUGAGUUGUAAUUGUAAUCUUGUGCUUUCGUCCAUGUCUAACGUUGCUCGAGUUCUUAACCUUGGAUCUGUUACCGUUUGGUCUUUGUUUGCUUUAUGCAAUCCAUGAAAUUAAACCAGUUUAACUUCCUCUU